Molecule: messenger RNA, 1914 nt
Organism: Pseudophryne corroboree (corroboree frog)
Lineage: Eukaryota; Metazoa; Chordata; Amphibia; Anura; Myobatrachidae
Product: putative nuclease HARBI1
Exons: 4
Coding region: 145-1224 (359 amino acids)
Source: RefSeq, a predicted model, not a curated record
CUAGACACACUCUCCAUAAUAGAGAGUGAUCUAGAACAAUCCAUUAGGUAUCCCACAGCAAUACCAGCAUUGACACAAUUCCUUGCUGUGUUACAUUUUUUGGCCACUGGUUCUUUCCAGCAUGUAGUUGGGGAUCUGGUUGGCAUGUCGCAGGGCCAGUUCAGUAAGGUCCUGCGAUGUGUCAUCCAAGCUUUCCUCACCAGAGUGAAGCAGUUCAUAGCAAUGCCUUUGGAUGCUGGUGCCCUGGCUGUGGUGAAGCAGCAAUUUCAGGAAGGGGGUAGUCACUUCCCACACGUUAUUGGGGUUGUGAAUGGGACACAUGUUGCCAUUGUUGCGCCAAAACAUAAUGAAGAAAUCUAUAGAAACAGGAAACUGUUUCAUUCUCUGAAUGUCAUGGUUGUUUGUGGCCCAUCCCUCCAGAUCCUGUCCCUGAAUGCUAUGUUCCCCGGGAAUUCCCAUGACGCACAUGUGAUUCGCCAAUCAGGGAUCUGGCAAAGAUUAAGACUGUUGGAAGGCCAAGACAUGUGGCUAUUGGGAGAUCGUGGAUAUCCUUGCACCCCCUGGCUCAUGACUCCUUACAGCAAACCCAGGCCAGGACCACAGUCGGCAUUUAACUCCACGCUUACUGCCACUAGACAGCUGGUGAAGCGCACGAUUGGGUUUCUUAAAGGGUGGUUUCGUGUGCUCCACCGCAUUGGUGGCGACAUCAUGCAUUCGCCGGAGAUGGGCAAGCACAACGGCAAGCUCAGCAAGCAGCAGCAUCACCUCCACCCACCUCCCCACCACAAACUCCAUCACCCCAUCAACACCCUGAACCCCAACAACCAACUUCCCCUUCCUCAUCAACAACCACCCCCUCUCCAACCCCCUCCCCAUCUCUUUCCCAAGCCCCCUCUCAAACCCCCUCACCCUCUCUUUCACAAUCACCAUCUCCAACCCCCUCCCCCUCUCUUGGCCAACCCACCUCUCAGCCCCCCUCCCCCUCUGUGGCCCAACCAACCUCUCAGCACCCUUCCCCCUCUCUGGCCCAACCCACCUCUCUGCCCCCCUCCCCUCUCUGGCCCAAACACCCUCUCAGCCCCACUCCCCCUCUCUGGACCAAACACCCUCUCCACCCCCCUCCCCCUCUCAAACAGACCCAUCCUCUCUAAACAACUCACCCUUCCAUCCUCCUUCCCCAAUCCAGCCUCCUUCCCCAAUCCAGCCUCCUUCACCACCCACUGAAUGGGCAGCAGAGGCCCCCGAGGAGUUUGAGGGUGCUGGGCAUGUGGAAGAUGAUAUAUAUACUGUUCCGCCAAGGAGGCGCCGCCCAAACAAAACAAAGUAAGCUGCAAGAAUUAUGACCACUGUCCUGGUGGAGAAAUUAGAGCAGAUGGACGCUGCCAUGGCUGAUCGAGAAGAUGCACGUCUCGAGCGAUUUUUGCAGGCAGAGCAAGACAUGAACAACACAUUUAUGACGCAGCUGAUCUCUAUGCAGGAAACCUAUAAUAAGGAUGCAAGAGAACGUCAGAGGGAAAUGCAGGAAUUUCAAAUGUCCAAUAUUACCUUGCCCCCCCCUACUAUGAACAUACCCCACCUCAACCAACGUCACACCAUACCCAUCCUCGACAUAACCAACCUCAACAAACCCCACCUCCACUAACUCCAACUCACUAUACCCAUCCUCGACAUACACAACCUCAACAAACCCCACCUCCACUAACUCCAACUCACUAUACCCAUCCGCGACAUACACAACCUCAACACACCCAAUCACCUUCUGAAACUGAGACAACUACAGAGUCUCCUGUUUACCUUAAUUUAUCUUAAAUGGUUAUUGUUUUAAAAAAAAGUUGGUUUUAAAAUCAUAGGAGUGUUUUUACUACACUAUUACUGGUUUGACUUUUAUUACUGUAAAGAUUUCACUACUUUAUU